This is a messenger RNA of Capsaspora owczarzaki ATCC 30864, 1387 nucleotides long. Its product is annotated as protein kinase. The record is from RefSeq and is a predicted model, not a curated record. Lineage: Eukaryota; Filasterea; Ministeriida; Capsasporidae. Bases 61 to 1227 code for a protein of 388 amino acids. Gene Ontology annotation, molecular function: protein kinase binding. Gene Ontology annotation, biological process: signal transduction. The transcript is spliced from 2 exons. Gene Ontology annotation, cellular component: cytoplasm; nucleus; nucleotide-activated protein kinase complex.
UUUUUUUUUUUUUUUGGUUCAAAAACUCAUCCUUUUCAUACUCAACUCCAGCACUCUCGAAUGGGCAACUCUGGCUCGCAGCAGCAACCACAGCAGCAGUCGUCAUCAUCAUCAUCGUCGUCGCGCUAUGGCCAGCCGGCUCAGCACGCACCCACAUCGCGCAAGACGAGCGACCCGUCUGCAAUGUCCCCGCGAAUGGGGCGACCGAUGACGGCCGCGUCUCCAAUGCAGACGAGCAGCAACAGCAGCAACAACAACAACGGCAACCGCGUUGGGAGCAGCAGCAGCGGCGGGAGCGGCGGUGGCGGCAGCUCAGUCCCGCUCCAUCCGGGCAGCACGGGCAGCAACGGCAGCGUCGGCAGCAGAGGCCAGGACGGCGGGGCGGUGGUGAGCGGAGGACGGCAGCUCGUCAACAACCAGCGCCUGGGCUACUUUGAGGCGCCGUCCCCGCCGGCGUUCGGAUCUCCGCUCGACACGCCGUCCUUCUUGGACUUUCCGUACGGACCGGCUGGCAGCGGGAUGAGCGGCUCGCACGACGGACGCGGCGGCAGCAACAAUGGCAACGGCGGCGCCAUUCCCGACCCGGUCUCAGUCGCAAUGCUCAUGGAAGACGAUCUCGCCAACGCUGGCACGCCGCUCCGAGGCAGCAGUGCAAAUGCUCGGAGGGAAGGCGUCCCGACAGUCUUUCGAUGGCAUCGCGGUGGCAAGAACGUGUACGUGACGGGCACUUUUAACGGGUGGAAGGGGCGAAUUCCCCUCAACAAGAGCCACGACGAGUUUACAACCAUCGUCGAGCUCCCGCCAGGCACACACCAGUACAAGUUUAUUGUCGACGACGAGUGGAUGUUCAAUCCAGACCAACCAACAGUGCCGGAUCCGUACGGUGCAAUGAAUAACAUGGUGGACGUUUUGCCACCCGAUUCCAUGUACGAGAUUGAGUCGGAUCCCACGGCGCUUUCGUCGUCGCCGCCUGGGGAUUACGGCCAAGAGAUGCCGCCGAUGGAAUACGGCGCCAAGCCGCCACCAGUCCUUCCUCCCCAUCUGCUGCAAGUCAUCCUCAACGCCGACCCGGUGUCGGAAGACGAUCCUACGCGCCUCCCCGUCCCCAACCACGUCAUGCUCAACCACUUAUACGCGCUAUCUAUCAAGGAUGGUGUGAUGGUCCUUGGCGUCACGCACCGAUUCCGGAAAAAGUACAUUACCACCGUUCUUUAUCGAUGCGUCUAAAUUGUCCCUUCCCCCUUCCCCCUCCCCUCACAGUGUGCUGCGAACGCUAGAGCUCAAUUUGCUCGAGAAGAAUGAGAUGGCUUCCGAGCGACCCGCUCUGUUAAUAACUGCUCCGAUGCAAAUACACAUAAGCACAACCAUAAUAGAAUGCUUGACACAA